This is a messenger RNA of Tarenaya hassleriana, 3936 nucleotides long. RefSeq names its product probable disease resistance protein At5g45510. The coding region runs from base 160 to 3696 and encodes 1178 amino acids. The record is from RefSeq and is a predicted model, not a curated record. The transcript has 3 exons. NCBI's taxonomy places the organism in Eukaryota, Viridiplantae, Streptophyta, Magnoliopsida, Brassicales, Cleomaceae. Gene Ontology annotation, molecular function: ADP binding.
GUAUGUAUGUAUGUAUGUAUAUAUAUACCUGUAUACGAAUAUACCACUGUCCAUGGAACUCUUCAUGUUUUUCUUUAAACCCGUUUUCUAGCUUCGUGAAUUCGAAUUCUUGGGUCGUCUGCCUGAUGUGUAUGAUUUUACGGAUACAAUGCCCCUUUAAUGGCGACAAUAGAUUCGUCUGGAGAGGCGGAUGUGUGUCGAAGAAUAUAUAAGUUACUGGAGGUUGAGGGUGCUGAGAGAGUUCUAUUGGCUGGUAAGGCUGGAAUAGGGAAGACAUGGGUGGCAAACGAGGUUUGCAAACUUGUCAGGAACGAAGGCUCGUGCUAUCUCCAGCUCUGGUUGCAUCUGAACAGAAAUUUUGACGAAAGAUCGCUUUACGAGGACAUAGCUGCCCAGUUGUGCUUAUUUCAUGAAUAUGAAGAGACUGAGGAUGAUGACGGGACGAGGCCAGACGAGGAGAAAGAGGACGACAAGAAGGAGGAGUGGGAGAAAUUCAUGGCUAAGAUAAAAAAGGAGCUCAUGGAAAAGAAGAAUCAGGCGGAAAAGAAGAGUUCUGUGGAAGGAGACAAGAAAUCUGCAAUGUCUGAAGGAGGGAAUGCUGAAGGAGGGAAGAAACUGGCUAAAAGAGGGAAGAAUGUAGCUGAAAACAAGAAAUCUACAGCAGAGAAGAAAAUGGCGGCUGAAGGAGACAAUAAAUCUUCAUCACCUCCUCCUAAGAAAUAUCUUCUGUUGGUUCUGAAUGAUGAGGGAAGUGUGACCAAGGAAGAGGAGGUCAUGACAGAAAUGAAACUUGGAGAGUUUCUCAAAGAUUGUGGUCCUAUCAAGACACUGAUCACAAGAAGAGUAGUAGAUGACAGCUCUACAAACAGCCAUGGCGAAACUAAUCCUGAGACUGAGAAUAAUUUCGGCGAAAUUGAUUCUUCUCCUGAGAACAAUACAGGCAGAGCUGAGUCUGAUACCAAGGAUGAGACAAAGGCUUUACUUGAUUCCCUUACCGAGGAAAAAAUGGAAACUUUACUCGAUUCCCUUACCAAUGAUAACUCGAAGGAGUUGCUUAAGGGAAAUUGGGGAAUUGAUGGCUCCACAUUCAAAUCUACCAUUGUGGAGAAGAGUCUGGGUUUGCCAGCAGCCGUCGUUGUUUUAGCCAAAUCCUUAAACUGCAUUGCUAUAACGCCUGGAUACAUCGAGAAGGUUUUCAAAGAAGUGGUUCCCUCUGAGUCAUCGGAUGAAGCUGGUGGUUCUCAAAGUACUAUCCAUCUGAUCAAUUAUGUUCUUCGUCUCGGGUACGAGUUAUUGAAAAGAAAUGAUGUGUCAGAACCCCGUAUCAUGUUGGAUUGUUUUUGGCAUAGUUUGGACUUCUUCAAGCAUUGUGGCUGCGUUUAUUACCGUGAUCUGAUCACGCAUUGGAUUCUCGAAGGCUACUUUGAUCCAGUUAGAUCCGUCGAGAAAGCCUAUCAGGAAGGACACUCUGUCUUGAUGGAGUUUAUAAACCGUGGUAUUCUGAAGAUUCAAGGGAACAAUGUGGUGGUGCCAGAGGUGGCAAUGAGCAAUCUAAUCGAUCUUCGAUAUCGUGGGUUCUUCGGCACAUCACAUCUUGGUUUUUCUAGAGUUUAUGGGGGAGACACGACAAAAGGGCUUGGAAGAAUCACUGUGGUAGACGAUAUGGUAAAAACAGUGCAAACGAAUAAGAAAAGAGAAAAACUUACUACGGUUCUUGUCAGUGGAGAUCGUUUACGUCGGGAAACUCCUGGAAAGUUUUUCGAGAACAAUGAGAUGAAUGAUCUUGAAAUACUUGGCCUUUUCAACCCGACAUUGGAUUCACUCGUCUGGUCUUUGUCAAAAGAACUUUAUAAACUCAGAUUUCUCGUGAUCAGGGACUAUGAUCUAUUGGAAAAAAUUGAUGAGCUUAAAGAACUUAAAAGGUUGCAAGUUCUUGAGGUUUCUGGAGCAAGCUCCUUGGAGAAUAUCCCAGACGACUUCUUUAAGGGAAUGUCUCGACUUCAAAGCCUUAAUCUUUCCGGACUUCGGAUCAAAUCCUCACCAUCUUCUAUCUCUGAAUUGAUCGAACUCCGCUGUCUUAUCCUUAGAGACUGUCCUGAGUUAGAAGAUUUGCCAGAAAUACACAACUUAACAAAGCUUGAGGUCAUUGAUCUUCGCGGUGCACGUGAGCUGAAGACUUGUUUUGAUAAAGAAAAGGGCGAAGACAAAGACAAAGAUAAAGGCGAAGUCGGAGACAAAAGCAUAGGCGUAAAGAAAAACAAGAGCAAGAACAAAAACUUUUAUCUUCUUACACAACUCGAACUUCUUGACCUCUCAGAGAGCCAAAUAGAACGGCUACCGAUAUUCCAAGACUCUGCUGAGGCGAAGGAGCUUAGUUCGUUGACUCGACUCCUGUUGCGUGGUUGUAGUAAUUUGAAAAGAUUGCCCAAUCUGAAGCCCCUGUCUGGUCUCCAAGUUCUUGAUCUUUCUGGCACUACCAGCCUAACUGAAAUGCUGGAAGUAUGCUUCGAGGACAAAAAAGAACUCAGGAUUCUUAAUCUGUCAGGCACUAAUCUCAGCGAGCUGCCUUCAACCAUCUGUGAGCUAUCCAAUCUCACUCAGUUUCUCCUUAAGGAUUGUCCUAACAUGGAAGCUCUUCCAAGCAUCGAGGAGCUCACAUGUCUUGAGGUGUUUGAUGUUUCCGGGUCUACUAAACUGGGGAAGAUUGAGGGAUCGUUUAAACGCAUGUCGUAUAUGCGGGAAAUCAAUCUAUGUGGCACCAAGGUCAAAGCCAUACCACAGUUGCCAGAGCAUAGCAGCCUCUGCUGCUCAAAAUACAUUGUUUUGCCAGAUUCAAGCCGUAAAAAAGGUGAAAACUGGAGAAAAAUAAAGGAGCUCCUACCGAGUGGAAUGUUUCAGAGUGCUGGUUCUUCUGAUGGAGGUGCCACAACCAGCGAAAUCUCGGAACAUGAGUCAAGACAGGGAGAGACAUUCUCGGAAGAACCUCAAUCCUCUGUCUGCCCUGAGAAAGAAGACAAAUGCAGAAAACUUGUUUAUCACGGCAACCGAUAUGAAUCUCUGCAGGAAAACAUUAGAAAAUUUGUUCCGAAAAGUCCUCAGAAGAUCGAGGAGAUCCCUUCUUGUAGUGAUUUCUCCGAUAAAGACUGGGAGCACAUAAGCCAAGCUGCAUUUGUGUCUUGUGUGGAUAACUUCUCUGCAAGUGUGUCAUCUGUCUUCGACACGUUCAACAUGACAUCAGUGAAGGGAUGUUGGGUUAAUAAGAGCAAGAAAAUGGAAUGCCUUUUCACUGGAGAACAACACGUUGAAGCGCUGGAGACUUUGUGGGUGUCAAAUCUUCCAUUAUUGAAGAGUUUAUACAAUGGAAAUCCAGAGGAUUGUGGCUUUAAGAAUCUAAAGAAACUUAGCAUAGAUUGUUGCCCGAGUAUCGAAACUCUCUUUCUUGCAUCUCAGCUGCCUACAAGCCUGGAAGAACUGCAUAUAAAGUUUUGUGACAAGCUGGAGAAAGUGUUUGGCCAUGAAGGUGAAGUGCCGAGUCUGAAAACGCUUCACCUUCUUGAGUUGCCUGUGUUAUCGGCCGUUGGAGCUAGAUUACCUAACCUGAUAACAUUCACUAAGCGGGAAUGCCCAAAGCUGACCACUGAAGAGGAACUUGAUUCGGACUGGGUAAUGGUUUCUCGCGAUGAAACCGCACCAUGACAUAUAAGUUACAGAGGCAGUCCAAGCAAGAUCAACUUACUACUGCUGCAUGGAUUGGAUCUUUUGGUCUUAAUCUUUCAUGUACUAUUAUGUUCUUCUAGUGUCUGAAGAUCUAGGUUGGUGAUAAACAUGUAGAAAGAACUUGAUCUUCGUAACCAUUUUUCCGUCUUUUGUUGUUGUUUUUGUUGUUGUUGUUGUGAGAUUUGCUAAAAUAAAAUCCCAGACAGGUUUGCUUGUUCA